UUGUUUGUUACCUUUUUACUUCCGGAUUAUUGUUUGUUUACUUUUAUUAAAGUUUGUGAACGUUCGCCGGUUCCCGCCUCCUUCCUUCCCUUUUAUUGAGCUUUUAUUACAGUAUUCUAGUAUUUUAUCUUUUAAUAUGCAGGACUAAUUCAUCGACACACAAGAAUGUGGGAGGGGUUUGUUUGGUAGGAGGGGCAGAUCCCUCCCUCAGACAUAUGAACUAUAAAAUGCAUCCACUUCCAUCGAGAGAGAAGGAGACAGUCUAUCACAGCCUGUAAAUCAGACCUAAUCCUUAGAAAGUAUCAUUUGACUUCUGCUGCACAUGAUGGGCGUCACACUGUUGGGUGUUGUGCUGAUCUUCUUGUCUGUAGGGCUGAAUAUACAGACAGCAGAGAGCUGCCGCUGUGCCCCACGUCACCCUCAACAUCAAUUCUGCACUUCUGAAAUGGUGAUUUUAGCUGACGCAACCGGAAACAGACUGUCUGUUAAGGGUCAAAACAACUUAUUUCGGUAUAAAAUCAAAAUAAUCAAGGUAUUGAAAGGUUCUAACUAUGCAAAGCGAAUUCAAUACAUCUACACAGAUCCACAAACAAUGUGUGGCAUCACACUGGAUCAGGGGCGAUACGUGCUUUCAGUAUACCGGUUUAAAGAUGGGAUCAGGUCGAUGAUGUGUGGCCUUGUGAAGCAAUGGGAUCUUCUCUCCUUAACGGAACAAGAAAACUUCAAACAAACAUAUAAGAUGGGCUGUGACUGCACGAUCUCUACAUGUUCUGGCAGUCCUUGUUGUCCCCAAUCUAAGAACGAAUGUAUGUGGGAAACCAACUCUCCUGACUCUCUGGAGUACGCCUGUCUGAGGGACAGUGACGGCAUCUGUAGCUGGUACUGGCCAAGUUCAAAAGUUGAUGAAGAUGCAAUGUGCAUCUAAAAGACCAGCAUUUUCUCAUUCUUAAAGAAGAUAUUUGGUUGAUGCUGAGAAUUGUUGUUCUUUCUAAUACUAAUUCAGCUUCAGAGUCCAUUUUUUAAUCAAUUUAACACUGCUGUUUUAACUGUGAGAGAGGAAAGAUCCCAUUCUUCCCCCACUGACUGUUUCCAUCUGCAAAUUAAACACCUUUGUAUGCAAAAUAAACAUGUUUCUAUUUGAUUGUAAUAUAAAAAGUAAGCAUGCUUUGUAAAAACAGGAUAUUUUUCAGUUGAAUUCAAUAAAAAUGCAUAUUGAGCAACAUGUCUAAAAGCAUGAUGUGAAAAAUGACAACGUUAAAAAACCAUCACAAUGUUUAAUAAGCUGCUGAUGUAAAUCCCUUAUAUUAUCAUCUACAUUUAUGAAUUCUAUGGAUGCUUUUACUGCUUUUAACAUGCAUUUAAGGUACACAUUCUUCAUCAUACUGUUGACUUUGAGAAUCAUUUCAGCCUUUAAGCUCAGGUAUCUGUUGAUGGCAGAGGAAAAUUUCUCAGCUUUUUCGCAAAUUGUUAGUUGAGAAGCGUGACGUGUUGGGCUAAAAGAUACACAACAUUUUAAUAGUCUUAUUUUUAUUUAUAAUUAACUUA
Messenger RNA from Triplophysa rosa, 1545 nucleotides. Its product is annotated as metalloproteinase inhibitor 3-like. NCBI's taxonomy places the organism in Eukaryota, Metazoa, Chordata, Actinopteri, Cypriniformes, Nemacheilidae. Gene Ontology annotation, biological process: negative regulation of endopeptidase activity; negative regulation of membrane protein ectodomain proteolysis. Gene Ontology annotation, molecular function: protease binding; metalloendopeptidase inhibitor activity. The record is from RefSeq and is a predicted model, not a curated record. Gene Ontology annotation, cellular component: extracellular matrix. The transcript is spliced from 5 exons. The coding region runs from base 323 to 925 and encodes 200 amino acids.